AAAAAAACAGCCUGUUUGUACUGCCAGGUCAAAUUCCCUUCCCUGUGGUGUUUUCAUCCUCAGACUUUACACAGCCAGCUCAAAACGCGUGUCUUGCCUUCCCUCCCCAACCCCACUCCUCCAAGUUGUCACAGCCCUGUAAAACCUGCCAUAAGCAGCUCUGUGGAUUUUAUCUAGUUAUCAGCUCACCAGCUGCCAUUAAUUAGUUAUGUAGGAGAAUUACUUCCCUGGAUCACUGUGCUCAGGUUUCCACAUGAAAAAGACAAAGAAUAAGGUACAACAUUGAAGCAACAAAAAUCACAGUGAUGCAUUUAAAUGCUAUUGAAUACACUAAAAGUUUGGAAAAAAAAAAUGCAGCAAUACAGGUGAGGUUUUUAUAAGCAGCAAACACUACACAGAUGUGUCAUGGCAUUUUAUAAAUCUACGUGGAAGAGCACAUGGAAUACACUUAGUGAUAUUAAAAGAGGUAGAGCAGUUUGGCCUAUUACAGAAUUAUGGUUCAAUUAACAACAGACUUAAUUGCAAAAAACGUCAGUCACAAGAAUCGCAAAGAAGAGGACUUCGGACAGUACCUGCGAAAAAUGACUCAUCUGAAUUUAUCAGAUAAAAAUAUAGAUGCAAUUGGUGAUAUCUCUUUGUGUAGAAAUCUUAGAGUUCUGUAUUUAUACGAUAACCGAAUCAGUCAAAUCCAGAACUUGGGCUUUGCUUCAAAUAUAACACACCUUUACCUUCAAAACAAUUGUAUUUCAUGUAUAGAAAAUCUCUCAUCACUGAAAAACCUUGAAAAACUGUAUUUGGGGGGUAACUACAUCACUGUAGUAGAGGGCUUGGAUAAAUUAGAAGAGAUAAGGGAGCUGCAUAUUGAAAGUCAACAUCUCCCCCUUGGUGAAAAGCUUCUCUUUGAUCCAAGAUCUCUUAGGUCCUUGGCAAAAUCCUUGUCUGUGUUGAAUAUCAGCAAUAACAACAUUGAUGAAUUAGAAGAGCUGGCAGUUCUGGAAAAUCUUUCUUAUCUUAGAGCAGUUGACAAUCAACUUCAACAUAUGAAGGAUUUGGAGGCUGUAUUAAACAAAUGGCCAAAGCUACACAGGAUGGAUCUUGCAGGAAACCCCAUCUGCCACAAACCGAAGUACAGGGACAGGAUUGUUGUACAGUCUCAAACUUUAGAAUUCCUUGAUGGGAAGGAAAUUAAAGAAAUGGAAAGACAGUUCCUAAUGAAUUGGAAAGCCUCCAAAGCUGCCAGGAAAAAAAGCAGAGGAAGAAUGACAAAUGAACCCGCAGACUAUCAACAUUUUUCUGGCUUUGAAACACUGUAUCCUAUUCUUCCCUUUUACUACAGUCCAUCUCUGAAACAAAAACCAAAUUUUUUAAUUUUGUCCGAGAUGCACAGACGAGAACCUCUGCCAAGAACCACGGAAAAAAAAUAAAUCAGAGGAAAACUCAGGUUGAGGAGGAGCCUGAAGUAAUGGCAAAACUCAGCUGAAUUCUAAGAGCCAGAAGUUACAGGAUGCACAGUCGGUCAUUAUUUUUUUUUUGUUUUGUUUUCUUCUUUUUUUCUUCCUCAAAACUUAAAAAGAAAGGUAUUGGCAUCUCUUUGGAUAUGUAAUUUGUGUCUUUCUAAUCUUAAAACCAGACAAGAUGAAGUUGAACUUAACACUGCCUUUUAUGACCAUUCCACAAUACAAGGUGUCGGCCCAUUUAUUUAGAAGCAGUAUUUUGUGUUAUAAGCAUGUAAAAAUAUUAGCACUUGGUUGGCUAAACCGGUGGCCUUUUCCUUGAACUUCCUCAAAAAAGGAGUUGUUUUUAGUUACUGUCUUACCUGGUUUGUGACCUGAGUGAGGUCACGAGGCUGGUUCCCUCUGUGUAGGAUACUCUUAACAAUUAUGCAGAGGCAUGCUAAUGGUCUCGUACUGCAAGAAGAAAGGAGCUAUUAGGACACUAUUUUGGAGAAGAUCUGUACAAGAUCUGUAAAAUAUAUUUUCCACCAUUUUAAUUUUUCCACUUUUUGGUAAAUGAUGUGGAGUAGUUUGAAAAGAAGGCUCAAUGACAUUAAUGAGACCUGUACUGAUGAAUUUUGGGAUUGGGAAUAUUACAAAUGAAUUUGACUUUGAGUUCUGCUUUAAGUAGCUGGGACUUGAGUUUGGCUGCUUUGCGCUAGUUUGAGUAACUAAAUGAAAGCUCGAGACUUCAGAUAUAGGAAAAUCUAGAUGUGCAGAUAAGGAAAGCUUGGGCUGUAAAUAGCCCCUGGAAUGAAAUCUUUCCUAGUGGAGUGUCUCUGUAUGAAUGUCAGCUCAACAUCUCAUGCUUGAGACCCUCUCUGAAAUAAGAAAGGAAUCUUUCCCGCAUAAGGAAAUCAGGAUCUGUCUUUUUUGCAUUUAAUAUUUUGUGUAUUGAUACCAUUUAUAUUUUAUCGCCUUUUAGUAAAUGUGAAUCAAA
Anas platyrhynchos (mallard) is the source of this 2433-nucleotide messenger RNA. It is a transcript of the gene PPP1R42, whose product is annotated as protein phosphatase 1 regulatory subunit 42. Gene Ontology annotation, molecular function: protein binding. Lineage: Eukaryota; Metazoa; Chordata; Aves; Anseriformes; Anatidae. The record is from RefSeq and is a predicted model, not a curated record.